Quercus robur (English oak) is the source of this 1446-nucleotide messenger RNA. RefSeq lists its product as uncharacterized. The record is from RefSeq and is a predicted model, not a curated record. Gene Ontology annotation, biological process: regulation of DNA-templated transcription. The transcript has 3 exons. Gene Ontology annotation, molecular function: DNA binding. Bases 1 to 1446 code for a protein of 481 amino acids. NCBI's taxonomy places the organism in Eukaryota, Viridiplantae, Streptophyta, Magnoliopsida, Fagales, Fagaceae.
AUGUCUUCUUCUCCAGAGAGCGUUAGGGAGCUUGAUCAUGAGCAAAAUGAGCCGCUUUCGAUGGUUUCUGGUGUAACAAACCAAGUGAUACACAAUAUAAACCAUGCAACAGAAUUACCAAGGCGCAAUGCAAUACACAAUAUAAACCAUGAAUCACCAAGGCGCAAUGUAAUACACAAUAUAAACCAUGCAGCAGAAUCACCAAGGAGCAAUGCAAGUGACUCGGUGGUUGAUGCUGACGAUGAUAAAGAGCAAGAGGAAGAACUACAAGACGAGGAAGAGGAAGUUGCUGUAAACAGUAGUAGCAUUCAGGAUUUGAUUCAACUUGAUGACAAUCCAAACCUAAAUUACUGCAGUUUUGAUGAUCUUGAUCCUCCACCUGGGUAUAAGUUCGACCCAAGUGAGUUCGAGCUCAUAAUAUUUUACUUAAAGAGGAAGAUCUUGGGAGAACGCCUUCCUUGGAAUAAGAUUAUGGAUGUUGAACUAUAUAACCACAGCCCUGAGUGGCUUACAGAACAAUAUCCACAAUAUGGAAAACAUGAAUGGUAUUUUUUUACUCCAAGGGAGCGAAAGUAUAAAAAUGGAAUUCGUCCAAAUCGAGCAGCUGGUGAUGGAUUUUGGAAGGCCACUGGAGCUGACAAGAAAAUCAAUUCCAAGACAGGAAUCCUAAUUGGGUUUAGGAAAGCACUUGUUUUCUACAGAGGAAAACCUCCAAAGGGUGAGAAGACCAAUUGGAUUAUGCAUGAGUAUAGGAUUAAUCAUCCUCCUCUAACUAAAAGGAAUCCAGAUGACAUGAGGUUGGAUAAAUGGGUUCUGUGUAAGAUUUAUUGGAAAAGUGAAAGCAACAAAUCCAGCAAACCUCAACAAUCUCAAGAUGAGAUUUAUUCCACAUCUUCUCAAGAUGGAGAUAGAAAAGCUAGAAAUGAGGCAAUGAUAAACCAGUCCCACCAAAAUGUACCUAAUCUUGAUCAUAUGACCAGCAGAUUGGCUAAUCAGUUUCAACCAAUGGGUUGCAAUAAUUAUGGUCCUCCUCAUCGUGCUCAUAUGCCAAGCAGGUUCUCUAAUGAAAUUCAAGCAUUGGCUGGCAAUCAUGGAAAUCCUCCUCAAGCUCCUAGCUUCCCUACUCAGCUUCAACCAAUGGCUACCAAUUAUGGAACUCUUCCUCAGAUGGGAGAACCAUUGUACCCUCUAUAUGAUGAGCCGCUUUCAAAUAUGGUUGAUCACUUUCCCAAUAUGCCUUUUUCUGGGCAGUCGAACUUUUCUACAAAUGAAUUGAGCGGAUACAUGCAUUUGAUGCCUUCAGAUUUGAUGCCUUCAGACUUUCCUCCAAAUGAACUGAGGGGAUAUCAAGAGACUUCAAACCUAAUGGAUUUAUUCGACGAUUAUCACAUGGAUGAUAGUGUCCCAAAUAAGCGUAUGAAGAAUACAGAUGAUCAUCAUCCAUGA